Molecule: messenger RNA, 2242 nt
Organism: Magnolia sinica
Lineage: Eukaryota; Viridiplantae; Streptophyta; Magnoliopsida; Magnoliales; Magnoliaceae
Exons: 16
Coding region: 179-2131 (650 amino acids)
Source: RefSeq, a predicted model, not a curated record
UGCAGACGUUUCGGGUCCGUUACAUUGGAUACAUGCCGACAUGCAAGAAAGAGAUCAAAAGCUCAUUUCCUAGCCCUUGCAACCGAACUCGGAUCGUCUCGCGAUCGUCUGAUCAAAACUGAUCAAAACCGCCACUCUCUCUCUCUCUCUCUCUCUCUCUCUCUCCGAUUCCAAGGAAAUGGAGAACUCAGAGAAUCCUCAGAACGUUGUUAUGCCUCCAGUGGAAGGUGUUGCUGGAGGAGGGACCGGUUAUGGAUGGAGUGAUGGUAUCUCGAACUGUUCAAAUUCUCUCGGUGGUGUAGUUGAUCCUACAAAAGUUCCAUCUGCAGAUUUAUUGCAUGUGUGGUGUAUGCCAAGCACUGCAAACAUUGGACAGCAAGAAAUGCCUCGGCCUUUGGAGCCUAUAUCUCUUCUGGUGGCAAGAAAUGAAAGAGAAAGCACCCAAAUUGCUUUACGUCCAAAGGUUUCUUGGGGAGGUAUUGGUAUUGCAGGGGUUGUUCAAGUACACUCUACUGACUUGUGCUCCACUUCUGGUGAUAGGUUGGUUGUAGGACAAUCGUUGACUUUGCGCCGUGUUGUGUCUAUCUUAGGUGUGCCUGAUGCUCUUGUACCUCUUGAUCUACCAGUCACUCAAAUAAACCUAAUUCCUGGAGAAACCACAGCAAUUUGGGUUUCAGUUGACAUCCCCUCUGGGCAACCACCUGGUCAAUAUGAAGGGGAAAUUUUCAUUACUGCUCUGAAGGCCGAUGCAGAGUCUUCAGCACAACGUCUAGCUAAAUCUGAGAAGUAUCAAGUAUACACUGAAAUUAAAAAUUGUCUUGAAAUAGUGGAACCUGUAGACGGGGGAACAUUUGAGGAAGUGGUAGAAAGAGUGAAAUCUGCCUGUGUAGCUUUAAAAACAGUUCUUUUGUCACCGAUAUUUACUGAGUUUUCUUCAGAUAAUGGGUCAGGUGACAUGAUGGAUGAAGACACUUUGACAAACAUUUCUAUCCGUGUGAAAUUGAGUGUGACAGUAUGGGACUUCAUUCUUCCAUUAACUCCUUCACUUCCAGCUGUAUUUGGUAUAUCCGAAACUGUGAUUGAGGAUCGUUUUGGAGUACAACAUGGGAGUGAUGGGUGGUAUGAUGCAUUAGAAAGGCACUUCAAGUGGCUUCUUCAAUUUAGAAUUAGUCCAUUCUUUUGCAGAUGGGGAGACAGCAUGCGUGUCUUAACAUACACCUGUCCCUGGCCAGCUGAUCAUCCAAAGGCAGAUGAAUAUUAUUCAGAUCCAAGACUGGCUGCAUAUGCUGUACCAUAUACUCCAAUUCUUAAUCGUAGUGAUGAUGCUAAAGACGUGGUGCAAAAAGAAGUUGAAACCUUGAAGAAAAAAGCUCACUGGAAGAAAGCUUACUUCUACUUAUGGGAUGAGCCAUUAAACAUGGAGCAGUAUAAUGCUGUCCGCAGCAUGUCCACUGAGCUACGGACGUAUGCACCUGAUGCUCGUGUUCUAACUACUUAUUACUGCGGGCCAAGUGAUGCACCUCUUGCACCUAGUAACUUUGAGGCUUUUGUUAAAGUUCCAAAAUUUCUACGGCCUCAUACUCAAAUAUUUUGUACAAGUGAGUGGGUUCUAGGUAAUCGGGAGGAUUUGGUUAAAGAUAUAAUUGCAGAGAUACAGCCAGACAAUGGUGAGGAAUGGUGGACCUACGUGUGCAUGGGACCUUCAGAUCCUCACCCUAACUGGCACCUCGGGAUGCGGGGCACACAACACCGUGCAGUGAUGUGGCGAGUAUGGAAAGAAGGAGGCAAGGGGUUCCUGUAUUGGGGUGCCAACUGCUAUGAGAAAUCAACGGUUGCGAGUGCAGAGAUAAGAUUCAGGCGUGGGCUUCCGCCAGGCGAUGGGGUCUUGUUUUAUCCUGGCGAGGUUUUCUCCCCAUCUCAUCAACCCGUUGCUUCUGCCAGGCUAGAGCGCAUCCUCAGCGGCUUGCAGGAUAUAGAAUAUCUAAAGCUCUAUGCAUCAAGGUACGGUAGAGAUGAAGGACUGGCGCUCUUAGAGAAGACGGGUGUCUAUCUAGGUCCGGAGCGUUACACACUUGAUCACAUGGCAAUUGAUGUCAUGCGAGCUGAGAUCUUCCGCACGUGCACAUCCUGAAUAACUCAGCAAUUCCUUUUCCCUCUUCUUGUAGUUAGCUCCCAUUAUAACAAAUAGAGGACAUCUUGAUAGUAUUAUAUUAUAGUUUAUAAAGAGAAGACUUGGUUUUUA